This is a messenger RNA of Podarcis muralis (Common wall lizard), 8079 nucleotides long. RefSeq names its product BTB domain containing 7 (gene BTBD7). Gene Ontology annotation, biological process: morphogenesis of a branching epithelium. Gene Ontology annotation, molecular function: protein binding. NCBI's taxonomy places the organism in Eukaryota, Metazoa, Chordata, Lepidosauria, Squamata, Lacertidae. The record is from RefSeq and is a predicted model, not a curated record.
CCUCCUCCUCCUCCCGAACGAGUCUGGCCGGAGUCUGUGGCUCAAAAUGGCGGCCGCGGCGGCGGCCGGAGCAGACCGAGGAGGGGGUAGUAGCGAGAGCCGCUGAGGCGGGCCGGCCCCUGCAGCCCAGCCGGGGAUCAUGGAGGCUCCGGGCUGCAGCUGAAAGACGCGCUCGAAAUGGAGGCAAAGAACCUACCUGAGCCAUGUCUUGAAGUUUUAUAAUGGAUUAUGGAACUGUGUGCUGAUGAGCCAGCAAGUGGAAUGCCUGAGUGACUGAAGAAAAUGGGUGCUAAUGCCUCGAACUACCCUCAUUCGUGUUCCCCAAGGGUAGGGGGAAAUUCUCAGGCACAACAGACAUUCAUAGGAACAUCCUCCUAUUCUCAUCAAGGCUAUGGCUGUGAAUCCAAACUGUAUAGCCUUGACCAUGGCCAUGAGAAACCUCAAGACAAGAAAAAGAAAAGCUCUGGGCUUGCCACCCUCAAAAAGAAGUUUAUUAAGCGCCGAAAGUCUAGCCGGUCUGCCGAUCAUGCCAAGCAGAUGCGUGAGCUACUCUCAGGCUGGGAUGUUAGAGAUGUCAAUGCGUUAGUGGAAGAGUAUGAAGGAACAUUAGCCUUAAAAGAGCUUUCUCUACAAGCUAGUUUGGCAAGACCAGAAGCCAGAACGUUGCAGAAAGACAUGGCUGAACUGUAUGAGUUCAAAUACUGUACGGAUGUAGAUCUAAUAUUUCAAGAGACUUGCUUCCCUGUGCAUCGUGCAAUUUUGGCUGCAAGGUGCCCGUUUUUUAAGACCCUACUUUCUUCUUCACCGGAGUACGGUGCAGAGAUUAUAAUGGAUAUCAACACAGCUGGUAUAGACCUGCCCAUGUUUUCUGCAUUGUUACACUACUUGUACACAGGAGAAUUUGGAAUGGAGGACUCGAGAUUUCAAAACGUUGACAUCCUUAUGCAGCUCAGUGAAGAAUUUGGGACACCAAAUUCUUUAGAUGUUGAUAUGCGAGGGCUGUUGGACUACAUGUGUUACUAUGAUGUGGUUCUCAGCUUUUCCUCUGACUCUGAACUGGUAGAAGCUUAUGGUGGAAGUCAGAGCUGCUUAGAUGAGGAGCUCAGAGCGCACAAAGCUAUAAUUUCAUCACGGUCCCCGUUUUUUCGACAUCUACUACAGCGGAGAAUACGGACCGGUGAAGAAAUCACAGAUCGAACGCUAAGGACUCCAACAAGGAUUAUACUGGAUGAAUCUAUCAUACCAAAAAAAUACGUGAGAGUGAUUUUAAACUGUAUGUACACAGAUUUGGUGGACCUCUCUAUUUUGCACAGCAGUCCGUCAGUGGGGAGUUUAAGCGAAGUUCAGGCUCUUGUAGCAGGAAAGCCAAACAUGACAAGGGCUGAAGAAGCUAUGGAACUUUACCACAUUGCUCUCUUCCUGGAGUUCAAUAUGCUUGCGCAAGGCUGUGAGGAUAUUAUCGCUGAGAGCAUCUCACUAGACACCUUUAUUGCCAUUCUCAAGUGGAGUUCUCAGCCGUACGGCUCCAAGUGGGUUCAUCGCCAAGCACUGCAUUUCCUCUGUGAGGAAUUUACACAGGUCAUGACUUCAGAUGUCUUUUAUGAACUCGGCAAAGACCACCUGCAAACUGCCAUCCAGUCUGACUACUUACAGGCGAGUGAGCAAGAUGUCCUGAAGUAUCUUGUUAAGUGGGGUGAACAUCAGCUGAUGAAAAGAAUAGCAGACCGAGAGCCCAAUUUGCUGAGUGGCACAGCUCACAGUGUGAACAAGCGAGGUGUAAAGAGGCGAGAUCUUGACAUUGAGGAACUGAAAGAGAUCCUUUCUCCUCUCCUACCGUUUGUCCGUAUUGAGCAUAUUUUGCCUAUGAACAGUGAAGUCCUGACUGAUUCUAUGAAGAGAGGUCUCAUCAGCACUCCUCCUUCGGAUAUGUUGCCGACAGCGGAAGGUGGAAAGUCAAAUGCCUGGCUGCGACAAAAGAAUGCGGGCAUUUAUGUGAGGCCAAGGCUGUUUUCACCAUAUGUGGAGGAGGCUAAGUCGGUUCUAGAUGAGAUGAUGGUGGAACAGACUGACCUGGUUCGUUUACGGAUGGUUAGAAUGUCCAAUGUGCCAGAUACUCUCUACAUGGUAAACAAUGCCGUUCCGCAGUGCUGUCAUAUGAUAAGUCACCAGCAAAUAAACAGUAACCAAUCCAGCGCUCCUUCAGUUGUAGCCAAUGAAAUCCCAGUUCCUCGUCUCCCUGUUGUGAAAGAGAUGGUCAAGCGGCUGCAGGAGCUCCGUCAUACCGAGCAGGUGCAAAGAGCUUACGCUCUGAACUGUGGAGAAGGGGCCACUGUCAGCUACGAGAUUCAGAUCCGUGUACUGCGGGAAUUUGGACUUUCUGAUUCUGCCGCUGAGCUCUUGCAGAAUCCUCACAAGUUCUUUCCAGAUGAGCACUUUGGGGAUGAAAGCCCGCUCUUGACCUUGAGACAGCCGGGGCGGUGUCGCGUCAACAGCACGCCCACAGCGGAAACCAUGUUUACAGAAUUAGACUCUUUUGUGGCCUUCCAUCCACCGCUGCCCCCUCCCCCACCUCCUUACCACCCGCCGGCUACUCCAAUCCACAAUCAGUUCAAAGUCGGCUGGAAGCAAAGGGCGCAGAGCCAGCACCCCUCGCGUUCCUUUUCUUACCCCUGCAACCAUUCCCUGUUCCAUGCCAGAACAGCACCGAAAGGCCCCCCUCCCAUCUACCUGUCUGGUGUCAAAGCCACACCUCCCGAUUGCACUAACACUACAGGACUGGGAAGACAAACAGUUGCUGCCGCAGCAGCUGUGAUAGCUGCUGAAAAGCAAGUAGGUACUCAACCUGUGCUGAAUGAACUGAUGCCAGAUAUCGCUAUGGGUGUGUCGACAAUGUCUCUGAAGGACAGGAGGCUGCCAGAGCUCACUGCUGACACAGAACUGAGCCAGCCUGUUCUGGAAGUUGGGCCAGGAGCAGCCCAGCACAUUUCAUGCCUUCAGACAAGGCACAUGCACAGUUCCCGGAAAAAACAUUCAGUUGAACAAAAACUGGAUUCGAGAGAGAAUCCGCAGGAAUACCCAGAUUUCUAUGAUUUUUCCAACGCUGCAUGCAGACCGUCUACUCCUGCCCCCAGCAGGCACACUCCUUCACCUUCUCAAGGUAUCUAUUUUGGCCCAGAUUUGUACAGCCACAAUAAAGCAUCACCCAGCGGCUUAAAGGCCGCCCACUUACUUAACCACAUCUCUCCAAAAAAGCUUGAAGACUCUCGGAGGGAGUAUGCACUUUCUCAAGAAGGGCAUCCGCAUAGACAAAAGAAUGAACCGAUACACCUCGAUGUCUUAGAACAACCUCCCCAGCGGUUGGACUUGGCAUUGGCUGCCCAAGAGAAUGCUGGAAAUGGCCCAGUUCACGCAAGGGGGCGAACAAAAAUAGAAACUGACUUAACCUAUGGGUUAACCUCUGGCCGGCCUUCUCUGCCUGCAUACAGCUCAGAGAUCCAUGAAGAGCAGUCCGGCCGGAGGCUGGCAGACCUUGAGCCCUUAGAGCACGAAGCACAGAGAAAUGUGGAUUUGGAAAGGGAAGAGGCAGUAAGCAGAGGAAGGAGGUCUCCCAGCAAACCAGACUUCCUGUACAAAAAAUCUGCCCUCUGAAAACCACCUCCACUUCUUCUCUGUGCCUAAGAGUCAUGAAAUAUCCAGUCUUUGCCACCUCUGGCCUGACUUUGGUUGGGCAAGUUCAUUUAUUGCCAGCUGCCACAUCACUUUUUUAAUUAUUAUUUUUGUACAUACAUGGCUUCCUUAGAGAUGGCAUGCUACCAGUUUGUUUGGAAUGCUGCUCCAGAGUUUGUGUCCGGAACAGAUUUUGUUAAGCCUCUUUAAAAAAAAAAUAGCCGGCACCUUUAACAAAAAAUGAAAGGUAGCCUUUUGCACCUGUACAUUAAUUUUAUUUAGUUUUUGUACUAGUAUGUUAAAACUUGCUGUUAUAUUUAAAGGACAAUGUUCAUGCUCUCUUGGGUGGCUUUUAAAAAAAGAAUUCACCUUCUGGCUUCCUGUGCGCAUUGGGUUUGCGCACUGAGAUAUGUAUUUUCUUAUCAAAUGGUGACAAUGUCUGUCUUUAUUUUUGAAUGACUAUAGGAAUUCCAAAGAACAGCACAUCUAAGUAACUGCUCUGGUUCAGUCUCAAGCCUUCCUGGUCUACCACUAGUGCAAGAAUCCAGCCUAAUACGUUUGUUCUGUUUACCAAGUCCAUGGCAGCUGGCCUUCAUCUUGAUGUAGCAAGCCCUCACUGAUGUUUGUGGCCGAGGUUUUCUGUGGAAGUGAGGAGUAUAACUCUCUUUGGGUUCCUUGAAAUCUUCUCUCUCUCUCUCUCUCUCUCUCUUGCAGGCCUUGGGGGCUGACAUAACACCUCUGAGAAGCACUUAGUUAACUCCUUUUGUUGGAAUACACCUGGUACUGCAAAUUGUGACAGUACUGUAAACACUCUCAUCAAUUUUUCCUUUGAGUAAGGAUAUGCAGGUAUGGGACAGUGAGAAGAUGCUGCAUAACACCUGACUUUGGUGUUAACGCUCCAUCUCCUUAGAGGAAGCUGCCUGUCUCCAGUAGAGGCACCCAAAGGAGUGCUUUCUGCCUUCUUUCUUCCACCUCUGAUUAAGCAACCAAGGGCUUCAACCUUAGUGAUGUCACUGAGGGCUCCCAGACCCCGUGAGUCUCUUGCUUUGUGGACGGAAAUCACAAAUUGAAGAGGAACGCCUAAGGCUUAAAUUAGCUGUAAGCAAUUUAGCACUUAAUUUCUUCAUCCCAACCUCUUCCGUGUGUGCGCGUUUGGUUUUGUCUUUUUAAAAAGACUCUGGGGACUCUGUGCUUUUAUGAACACAGAGUAAAGAGACGGGGCCGAUUGCUUAGAAACGCCCAUUGCUGCUAAUGAUAGCCAUUUGGGCUGUCAGCAGUUGUAUGCACCCACCAUGUCUUUUCUCAUGCAAGUAUUGGGGAAAGCCCCAGUGCUGCUGUGUGGCAUCUCCCAAUACAGGCCUGACAGGGUGGCUAGCUCUAAAAUGCAGAUCUUCCAUCACCAGAAGACCUCAGUCAGAAUACUAACUAAAGGCUGUUCUAACGUUAAAUCUGACUCUUGAUUUUAGAUACUUGACACUGUUUUAAAUGUACACUUUUUCAAUGUUUAAUCAUACUUUUGUUUUCAGCUCUAACAAGAGGACCAGCUCCUGCCUUUCAGUUGCUGUGUCCUAUUUCUUUUCGGGGGCAAACACUGUUAAAGCAAACAGAAGUUCUGGAUCCUUGAUGGAUAGUGUGUAUGAGUGAGAGAGUAUCUUGUCCAGAAUUUUCACACUACAUUAACUUUGCUACAAUGGUGCAAAUGCAUAAAGCAUAAAGUCUUCUAUCCUCUGCCUUUUUAAUUUUGAGGACAAGGGAAGAUGAGAAUCUACUAUAUCAUCUUGUCUAGUGCUUUUUAGCUGUCUUUCAUGGUAUAGGAGAAGUUUGUGAGAUUGGCUUUGCCUUCCAGAGAAUUUUGGGACAAGACUUACCUUUGAUCCACUUACUCAUGCACACCGAAUAUAUCUUUAAACCCACUCUCCCAAACAAGAGCACACAGAAACGUCCAUAUUCUGUUAUUUCAAGUAGGUCAUUUUGUCCAUGUCUGAAACAGAGCCUGUUUGCUUCAGUACGUUAGUAGUGUAAUGUGUGCCUAGCUCUGUCUGUGAGUUACCCGAGGGGUAAAUUCUUGAUCUCAGUAGUGGCUAUAGAGUUGGCUGAAAUAAUCCACCCAGGUUUAGUUUACACAUGGUUUUUACUGUGGAAUAAGCUUUGUGAGAAGCUAUUAGGUGCAUAUUGGCUCCCAGCGAACAAAACGUACCGCUUUUGAAGUCAGGUAGUUGCCAUGUCAGACCAUGGGACGGCAUUCUAGAUGAAAGCAAAUCCUGUGUCAACAAAACUCUUCUCGGAUUCUUUGGCUUAUUAAACUAGAUCCGUUUCCCAGCAGUGGUCAGAUUGGGUUUGAUCAGUUUGGUGCAGUUUUAGCAGGACCUCUGGGUAGCUCAUUUAUUCAUCCAGUGUCAUUCAACUCCUCUUGCACUUCCUUAGGAAAAGGCGUAUUUUGAUAUCUACAUUUUGAUAUCUAUAUUUAUGAGCAACUGGCCAACUAAAGCCAAACUUUAAUAUCCAUGAUUCGAUAGAGCAGGAGUCGCCAACCUGGCGACAUUGGGCACUGUGUUGCCCACAAAGGCUUUCGUUUGUGCCCCUGGGCAGGUUCCCCAGACUCCAAGCUUUCUUUUUUUUAAAGAGGCAAGUCUCUAGUUAUGGGGCAAAAUGUGCUGGUACCUUCUAAGUGAUUUCUGUGAAAUGAAAGUGAACGUGACGUGACCACCUUGUAUAUUUUUCUUGACACUGACAAAUGCUCCCUGUUAUUAGCAACAGCACCAGUGCACGUGUGAUUAGUAGUGUGAUCUCCAUGAUCAGGGCAUAGCUGACUGUGGUAGGUUGUCAGGGUGCUUGUCUAAUUUUGUGUUCUGCCAUGACCCCCACCUUAGGAGGCACUUUGUGACUCGAGCCACCAGCACUCUCCCAAAAUUUGAAAUGACCCCCCUGUUCCAAAAAGGAACAGUGCAAUGCAACGGUUUUGUCUGGGUGUUAACUUGACCCGGCAACAAAUUGAUCAAACAUGUAUUGUGCCAUAAUUGAAAUUAGUUUUACAAUCUGCUGGGCAGAUGAUUUACUCAGAACUUCAACCGCUUGGUCCCUUUGUCCUCCCAAAAAUCAGGACUCAUGAGCAAAUCCCAGCUAUUCAGUUCAGUAAUUGACAACUAUGCUGUGUUUGGCAUCUUCAAUGCACAAUACAGUUUUAGCAGCUUAAAUAAAUAAUCUUUUGUUUGCAUGAAGCACUUUUGAAUACAUUUUAGGAAAUUCCAAGUAUUCAGUAACCAUACAGCUGUGGCUUUGAAAGAGAAAUAAUUACUUACUGAACAAUUGGUAAACCAAUGCAAGAUGCUUCAGUAUGGAAAUUUAAAACUAUAAUCUUGGCUAUUUCUGCUGCAACAGAAGAGUCGUGUCCAAAACUGGUUUGGUAUCCAUCCUGCUAGGAAAAACUGUGUGUUCUAAUCCAUGGUUGGGAACUAGAAGUGUGUGUGUGUGCAUGUGCGCACACAAACACAUUGUGUUUCCAUGCAUCUACCUUGCGUGGGUUGUUCUCUUUUUUUAAACUUCCAGAGGUGCAAAGGGCUGUGUGGGUUGGGAAGUGACAAGGGUUCUCCUGCCAGGAGAAGGAAGUGGAAAAACCACCAUGUAGACAUGCCACUUUGUAUCCCAGCCAAUGUGUUUACAAUAAGUCUUCUGAAAGUAUACUGUUAAGAGUUAAUUCUUCAGUUAUCCUUGUUAUCCUGUAAGACUACCGUACAGUGACCAUCUACGUUUCAUGUUUUAAUUCCUGUCUUUGAUCUCUUUUUUCUGUCUUUAAAAAGAGAGAAAAUGAAGAGACUGGCUCUUGCUUGUUAUUCCAAACCAUAUUUUCAUCUCUUAUGUAACUUAUUUUGAAAUGGGCUAUGGAUGGAACAAUUAUUCUAGCUUCUCCCAAUGUCUGUGCUUUUAAAUGGUGGAGGGGCUGUGUGUGGAAUGCUAGAGGAAGCUGGAGGGGGAGGGGAUGCUAUUUCCGUACAUGUUUGUAUUUCUGGAAGGUGUUAAGUGUCCAUGAUGUUGCGUUGUUUUUGUGCUGUUACUGGUAUAAAGUCAAGUGCCUUCAAUACUAAAGGCUCAGAAAUUUUCUUACAACAACUUCAUGUCCUAUGCAAGUGUUUUUUCUACAACCUGCAUAACCAGUACUUUGUAAAACUUGUUUACGCUUCAAUUGUACAUAUUGGUUUUUAAAGAAAAUAUAGUAUUUUUAUUUAGGUACCUCUAGAAUUGAAUUCUAGUCUUGUGUGAUGCAUUGUAAAACAAUACAUUUCUCUUUUGAGUACCAUUACAGUUGUAAAAAGGUUUUCACUGGUUCUAUUUUUCUACUGUUGCUGAGAAGCAUGUUAACACUGACUUUAUCCUACAUAUAGUUGGCAUUUCAAAUAAAUGGCUUGUCUAGAAAAA